AUGUCUUCCUCUCUCGAUCAGCUCAAGUCCAGCGGCACUGUUGUCGUCUGUGACUCUGGUGACUUUGCCACCAUCGGCAAGUACAAGCCUCAGGAUGCCACCACCAACCCUUCUCUGAUCCUGGCUGCUUCCAAGAAGCCCGAGUACGCCAGCCUGAUUGACGCCGCCGUCGCCUCCGGCAAGAAGGAGGGCAGCACCGUCGACGAGCAGGUUGACGCCACCCUCGAUCGUCUCCUUGUUGAGUUCGGCAAGAAGAUUCUUGAGAUCAUCCCCGGCAAGGUUUCGACCGAAGUUGACGCCCGCUUCUCUUUUGACACCCAGGCCUCAAUCAACAAGGCCCUGCACAUCAUCAAGCUCUACGAGGACCAGGGUAUCUCGCGCGACCGCAUCCUCAUCAAGAUCGCCUCCACCUGGGAGGGUAUCCAGGCCGCGCACAUCCUUCAGACCAAGCACGGCAUCAACUGCAACCUGACCCUCAUGUUCUCGCUCGUCCAGGCCAUUGCCGCUGCUGAGGCCGGUGCUUUCCUCAUCUCGCCCUUCGUCGGCCGUAUUCUUGACUGGUUCAAGAAUGCGCACAAGAAGGAGUACAGCGCCGAGGAGGACCCCGGUGUCAAGUCGGUGCAGGCCAUCUUCAACUACUACAAGAAGCACGGCUACAACACCAUUGUCAUGGGUGCUUCGUUCCGUAACGUUGGUGAGAUCACCGAGCUUGCUGGUUGCGACUACCUCACCAUCUCGCCCAACCUGCUCGAGGACCUGUACAACUCGACCGCUGCGGUCCCGAAGAAGCUCGAGAGCGAGAGCGCUGUCAAGCUGGACAUCCCCAAGCAGUCGUACCUCAAGGACGAGGCUCUCUUCCGCUUCGACUUGAACGAGGAUGCUAUGGCUACUGAGAAGCUGCGCGAGGGUAUCAGCAAGUUCGCUGCUGAUGCUAUCACCCUCAAGAACCUGCUUAAGCAGAAGGUUGAGGCUUAA
This is a messenger RNA of Aspergillus ruber CBS 135680, 975 nucleotides long. Its product is annotated as sedoheptulose-7-phosphate:D-glyceraldehyde-3-phosphate transaldolase TAL1. Gene Ontology annotation, molecular function: transaldolase activity. Gene Ontology annotation, cellular component: intracellular anatomical structure; cytoplasm. The record is from RefSeq and is a predicted model, not a curated record. Bases 1 to 975 code for a protein of 324 amino acids. The transcript is spliced from 2 exons. Gene Ontology annotation, biological process: pentose-phosphate shunt, non-oxidative branch; pentose-phosphate shunt; carbohydrate metabolic process. Lineage: Eukaryota; Fungi; Ascomycota; Eurotiomycetes; Eurotiales; Aspergillaceae.